AUGCGUCCCGUGGAUGCCAUGCUGCUGUCGGCGCGUGAUGCCGUAAGCGACAUUAAAUCCGCCCCCUCGACGUUUUCGAGUUGGCAUAAUUGCAUGCAAAAGGCCUACUGCAAAUGGCCAGCGAUCGUUGGUAUCAUCGUCGGUUCCCUGAUUCUUAUCAGUAUCGUCGGCUGCAUCAUCAGCUGUGUCUGCUGUGGUGUCCAAUGCUGUAGAGGAUGUUGCGGUUGCUUCUACGACUGUUGUGAAUGCUGUUGUGGAUCUUCUCGCCAUGGGGGAAGAUCCAAGUACGCUGAUCCUCCCGCUCCGUACUAUCAUCAACCCCCGCCGCCUCCUGCCAACAUGAACUAUGGGUAUCAGCAGUCGCCUGCACCGCCUGCGUAUAGAGGGCCUCGCACGGCACAGUUUGAUCAUCCGUCAUCUAAGGUCAAUGACGAUGCGCUGCCGGCGAUGCCAACGUGGGCUGACGCGCCAACAAGAAGGGUUAAGGAUACGAGUCCCGUCUCCGAGGAUGUCGAGAUGAAUCGGUUGGAUGCGCCGACUCAUGCAGGCACAGGCACGAUUCCCACGACAGGGAGAGUGUCCAGAGGGGGGUAUACUGAGCUUCCUAGCUCCGCUGCCAGUCCGCCGCCCGUCCAGGAGGGUUACCGCGGAGCUGAGCCGUCGCAUUUUCCCAAGCCUCCUAGUCCUCAAGCAGCAGGCUAUGGUCCUCGCGCCGCUCCGGCGCCCUACCGUGGGUUUGAGAAUCCGGGGCCGGCUCCGGCCAGUCGAGCGCCUAACUUCCACACUCCCAGGCCAUACGAUGGGCUUGCUCCGUCGUCGCCUACUGCACGGCAACCUCCUUAUCCGUCGUAUGACCAGCCACAGCAGCCACAGCAGACUCAGCAGCCUUACAACGCAUUGUCACCAAGCAUUGCUGCCCCGAGGAUUCCUUCCCCUCCAGCACAACAGCCUGCUUAUGCGGCGUAUGAGCCACAGCCGCAGCAACCGUACCGCGCAAUGUCGCCGAGGAUAGCUUCUCCGAGGAUCCCUUCCCCGGCACCUCCGACGCAACCUGCUCAUGAACAGCAGCCACAGCAAUCUUACCAGGCAUACUCACCGGGUGUUCAUUCCACUUCCCCGCCUCCUACGGAGGUCGCUCAGGAGACGAAUGACCGGCCCCCGAGUCUGCUGCAGGCGGGACGAAAGCCUGUGCCGAACUCGUGGAGAAGCGUUUAG
Messenger RNA from Rasamsonia emersonii CBS 393.64, 1215 nucleotides. RefSeq lists its product as uncharacterized. The record is from RefSeq and is a predicted model, not a curated record. Bases 1 to 1215 code for a protein of 404 amino acids. Lineage: Eukaryota; Fungi; Ascomycota; Eurotiomycetes; Eurotiales; Trichocomaceae. The transcript has 2 exons. Gene Ontology annotation, cellular component: plasma membrane; cellular bud neck.